This is a messenger RNA of Lactuca virosa, 417 nucleotides long. Lineage: Eukaryota; Viridiplantae; Streptophyta; Magnoliopsida; Asterales; Asteraceae. The record is from the annotation of a GenBank genome assembly.
AUGGACGAAAAUAUCCCUGCAUUACUAGGUCAAUUGGCAGCCAAAGAAGACACUCACAGAGCUGUCAAUUCAGUUGCAGAGACCAAAGGCAAAAAAGAUGACAAGCAGGCGGCAAAAAGAAAAAGUCAUAAAACAAGAAGAAGGAUGUCUGGUGAUGGUGGCGGUGGUGGUAAUCUAAGUCCAAAGAUAUACGCGAUUAUAGUGGGAGCUUCUUUUUGUGUGGUUGUAGAAAUUUUCUGUAUUGUCAUACCAAAACAACAAGCAUCGUGUUACGUAGUUGUCCCUUAUUCUGAUCUUGUUGACAACAUUGAUGAUGGUAGUGUGCUACAUGUUCGAUUUGUGGAAGACUCCAAACAAAUCUAUUAUAACAAAAAAUCAUCAAAUGAAACUCCACUAACUAAAUCAGGAGGGCCAUAA